Brienomyrus brachyistius is the source of this 3414-nucleotide messenger RNA. It is a transcript of the gene inhbb, whose product is annotated as inhibin subunit beta B. Bases 862 to 2025 code for a protein of 387 amino acids. Gene Ontology annotation, cellular component: extracellular region. The transcript is spliced from 2 exons. Lineage: Eukaryota; Metazoa; Chordata; Actinopteri; Osteoglossiformes; Mormyridae. The record is from RefSeq and is a predicted model, not a curated record. Gene Ontology annotation, molecular function: growth factor activity; cytokine activity. Gene Ontology annotation, biological process: BMP signaling pathway; SMAD protein signal transduction.
GCCCGGUGGUGGCGCGUUUGAGGUGGCUCCGACUCCCAUAUAAAAAGUUUCAGUGUGCAUAAUAGCGCCAAAGUCGACUGCGAGGAAAAAGCUCAUGCGAAGAUUACAUCAUUUUUUUUUUCAGAUAAGAGCGAGAGCCGUUCGCAGGUCGGCAGGAAAUUACAAGGCGCCUAAUUAAAUAAACCAAAGCGGCAGAGAUCGGCAGCAGGAGAAAUGAGCGCAUAGCGAGCGAGAGGCGCACAUGAUUUAAAUGCACGGCGCUCCGCACCUCUCCCCAAAGUGCGCUCUCCCUGCUUUCCCUGCGGAUGCUUUGUCACUCCGGAGCGUGUUUUCUGCUCUUAAAUGCCGUUGCUUUUCCUUAUUUAUUCCAGUGUUCCUUUGAAAGCAUGGCAUGAAGCGCCGGGCGCUGCGCUGGAGUGCCUCUCACUGCUCUAAAAGGUGCUGAUUUUAACUUAUCCGCUCAACAUUUUUUUCUUUCUGUUUCUUUUCUUUUCUUUUUUUGGUGGAGUAGGGCCACCCUAACUUGGGGGUUAUAAGUCAACUUGUUCAUUGAGUCAGAUAAAGACGGAGGGCAACGCCACUGUAUGCUUUCCAUGAAAAUGACCAAAGACAGAAAGCUACGGGGGAUUCAUGAAUGAAGGGCUGUGUGCGGACCGAUCAUACUGCUCCUCUGCAUCGAUCGGAUGUCUCCAGCGAUCGGCUGCAUUUCUUCACUCUAAAUUUUAUGCUUGCCCUCGAGGUUCAUUUUAGGAAAUAACGGGAAGACGAACUUCUUACGCUUAGUAUACGUGUUGGCGAGUUAUAGUAACGUACACUUUAUUUCCAGCGCACAGGGGAAUAUCACUUGGAAAAGGCGAGAAAAUGGGGAGAUACAUGCUCCGAGUGGUUUGCAUCGUGGCUUGCGUACUUUCCGCUUGCUGCACACCGGCGCCGGGGACCGAUACCAAAGCGACAUCCCGGGAUACGUGCGCGUCCUGCGGCGUCGCUCAGCCAGAGGAGCCGGGCCGGCUGGACGGAGACUUUCUGGAAGCCGUGAAGAGACAUAUUCUGAACAGGUUACAGAUGCGGGAGAGACCCAACAUCACGCAGCCCAUCCCGAAGGCGGCGAUGGUGACCGCACUGAAGAAGCUGCACGCCGGCAAAGUGCGAGACGACGGCAGGGUGGAGAUCCCCACCCUAGACGGACACGCCGCGUUUACUAACGAGGUCCCGGAGGAGACGUCAGAGAUCAUCAGUUUCGCGGAGUCAGAUGUCACGCAGUCCCCUCAGGCAGGCCUCUACUUCCUGAUCUCCAACGAGGGCAACCAGAACCUGUACAUCACGCAAGCGAACCUCUGGCUGUAUUUCAAGGUGCUUCCCUCCAGCCCGGAGAAGGGCCUGCGCAGGAAGGUGGCGGUGAAGGUGCACCGGCGUGAGCCGGGCGCUCCCGGCACGCGGACCCUGGUGGAGAAGCGCGUGGAGCUGAAGCGCAGCGGCUGGCAUACCUUCCCGCUGACGGAUUCCGUCCGCGAGGCCUUCAGUACAGGCGACCGGCGGCAGGACCUGGAGGUGCAGUGUGAGGCCUGCCAAGCCAGCGGCGUGCUGCCGGUGUUGGUGAACCCCAGCGACGAGUCGCACCGGCCCUUCCUGGUGGUGCAGGCGCGGCAGGCAGACGGCAAGCACCGGAUCCGCAAGCGGGGGCUGGAGUGCGAUGGUAGCAGCAGCUUGUGCUGUCGCCAGCAGUUCUACAUCGACUUCCGGCUCAUCGGCUGGAACGAUUGGAUCAUCGCCCCUUCUGGCUACUUCGGGAACUACUGUGAGGGAAACUGCCCCGCCUACAUGGCGGGGGUGCCUGGCUCGGCAUCCUCCUUCCACACGGCCGUGGUGAACCAGUACCGCAUGCGGGGCAUGAGCCCCGGCUCCAUGAACUCGUGCUGCAUCCCCACCAAGCUGAGCACUAUGUCCAUGCUGUACUUCGACGACGAGUAUAACAUCGUCAAGCGGGACGUGCCCAACAUGAUUGUGGAGGAGUGUGGCUGUGCCUGAGUGGGGGGGGGGGGCGCAUCACAGAUACAUCUUCUUUAUAAAUAUCACCCUCUUACUUCUGUGACGUUAAUCCCUGCACACACACACAGACACACACACACACCCUCAUGAAGCACCCCUGCAGAAUCAUACGUGUUGUACAUAUAUUUAUGUCUGUUAAUAUCACGUUGUAGAAACUUAUCGAUUUCGCCGGCGAGCAGAUCGAACCCGGUGACGCCGAGGUGGGCAAACAGACGAACCGUAGGUCUCGGUGUCGAAGGGAAGAUAGGGGAGCCGUGAGAAGAUUAUAUUUUUGUAGUUGACCGUUUUUGUAUGAAAGAAGGAGAGAUCUCCUCCAGCGUGACGAGGAUCCUCCGGGGGCCGAUGAAGGAGGGCCAGCAGGCUGCCAGCGACGUGCCGGCCUCACCCGCACGAGGACCUCGCAGAAGCACUGACCACGCAACGUUCCAAUCAUCAGCACUUCCGACAGGGAACACCACCUCUCUUCCCCGCUACAGCUCGCGCUCCAUGAGCAUGGGACUCUGUUCAACCACCCUCUGUCCCCCGCCUGAAGCGCAUGACCACUCAGCGUUACCGGGAACCAGGAGGGGGGCGGGGUGUUGCUGGCGGCAUCCUCGCAUUUCUGCCCGUGGAGCUAAAAACACCCUGGUGGGGGAGAGACCCCACAUGGCACUGGUGCCCCCCACCCCCCCCAGGUUUAUAGCGAUGUACUUAAACGGCUGCCAUAGCAUGGGGCCACCAGCGGUGCAGCCACCAGCGGUGCAGCCGCCACUGCGAUGCUCCUACAUGCACACAUCAUAGCACUUGCCGAUUUAAAUGCCUUGGGGACCCCUGCUCAGUGUCCUAAACGAAACAAGUGCCGUUGAGCUAUGCAAUGUAUAGUAUUGACCCACAAGCAGACGAGCGGAACUAUCCUACUAGUUUUUAACUCUCAUCAAUACUUGAAAUGUAAUCAUUCGUUUCCUCUACAAAAGCGGAUGAUUGUCACGACGUUUGCACUGAAAAGUCACGUGAUUAGAUAAAAAAGAAAAAAAAAACUGCCAUUGAAAAAAAAAAUAAUAAUAAACUUAUUUUUAUAGAAGCAAAUUGAAUUCUGUUAAAAUGUAUUAUACCUAAUGAUGGAACCAAAGAGGCCAAAUUUUGAGCUGUUAUAAAUGAUGGUGUCACCAUCUGUUAUUUUGUGAAGUAGUCUGUGACCAUUUUAAAAGGCCUAAGUGCUGUAUCAGGGUACAAAAUCAUGGAUUCCACUUUCAUCUAAGCGUCUUUUCUAUUUUGUACAGUAGACAAAUGGAAUAUUUCAUAAUUUUUUUCAUCAAAUUUAAUUCAUUUCAGUUUUCUAUUUAAUAAAAAGUACUUUUUAGUCCAAGAAUCAGUUAGAAUCAAAUGCCA